GAGGAUCAGAUGGCGCCACCUCACCGCCUUUCCGCCCCGUCCUCGUACAAAAAGGAAAAAAGAGUGUGGGAAAAUUUUCUUCCACGUUUGCACACUUUCGGGUCGAAUUAUGAUUUUGGACGGCCGAUGAUCCGCUCUUAGAAUUUUUUCAACGACGCGCUUCCCGACAUGGCUUCGAGGGGCGGCCCGACCGUCGCCGGCACGGACGGUAUGGACUUUUUGCACAGGCAGCGAGUCGCCGCACAAUAUCAAAUAAGCGCUCAUAACAAAUCUAGGCUUAAAUAUUGCAUAUUUUUCCAUUAUUUAUUAUUCUUUGCGAUGGUGGCAAAACUGUCUUCAGACAUUUUAGACAAAUUGGAUAUUUUUAUCUUAGAAAUAGAAGAACUUCAAGUGCCCAAGCCUUUGCUCUGGGAAUACUUGUGGUGUGUUAGCAUCCUCCUGACGUUCGUAGGCCUCGCGGCGGCGAGGAAGAACAAAGUGUCAAUCAUGCAGAAGUACAUGAUUGGGACGGGCGUAUUUGGCCUGCUCCCCGUCCUGUACGCAAUGUUCUACUAUUUCCCAGACGUUUGGCACUACGUAUCGACUGGUGAAAAAGACGAAAUACUUCUUUGGCAGGACUACCCUUAUGGCAUAUUGUGGUACGUAUUCAUAUUCGGAGCUCUCCAAGUCCAUUCGUUUUCGUUGUACUUUGCCAACAGUUUACUGACAGCUUGGAAAUCCAGAGGGACCAAGAAAGGCGAUUAAAGUCUUCCAAGUGUGUUAUAUUUUUAAUACCCCUCCCCCCAAUUAAAUAAAUUUAUUUAUUGUUGUUUUGUACAAAAAAAUUUUUUAAAGAAAAAAAAAUGGUUUGUUAAUUUGUUAUUUUCUUGGAUGGCUUAAAAUUUUGGGAUUUUAAAAACAGAUGGCACACUAUAAUCGUCAAUUUGGCAAUAAAUUGAAAAUUAUGAGCACCUAAUCUGAUCAACAUUUUUUGUUUUAUAGGGUUUAACUUCUAAUUUUUUUAAAUUAAUUUUUUUAAUAGACAAAGCUUUAAACAUUAUUUAUUUUAAACAGGACAGUAAUAAUUAGGGUAAAUAAGUCAUCAUCAUAUCAGAAAGAAAGAUGCAUUUAUCCUAUAUUAUAAAAAAAUGAAAUAAAAUAAAAUUAAUUAUGACCUCCCCCCCCCCCAAUAUUUAAAAACUAAA
Messenger RNA from Cimex lectularius (bed bug), 1184 nucleotides. It is a transcript of the gene jagn, whose product is annotated as protein jagunal. NCBI's taxonomy places the organism in Eukaryota, Metazoa, Arthropoda, Insecta, Hemiptera, Cimicidae. Bases 169 to 744 code for a protein of 191 amino acids. Gene Ontology annotation, cellular component: endoplasmic reticulum membrane. The transcript has 4 exons. Gene Ontology annotation, biological process: vesicle-mediated transport; endoplasmic reticulum organization. The record is from RefSeq and is a predicted model, not a curated record.